UCUUUCCACACACAGCAGUCGAACUAGGAAGUUCUCACUUCGAUAUUCCAGCAAGUUACUCUCGUGUCUACUAAACUGCCACGGGCUUUUGUGUCAAGCUUAGAAAUAAGAAAUCAAAAUAAGGAGUCCGCGUUUUUUGUUGUAAAGUGUAAAGUGUUUUUAAAUUGUUGGUUGAAUUUAAUUCGACAUGCCGGGAAAAGAAGUUCUUAACGGAGAGAAUUUGAGCACAAACGGAACGUCUGAAACGUUUCUUUUCACAUCGGAAUCGGUGGGAGAAGGGCAUCCAGACAAGCUAUGCGAUCAAGUCAGUGAUGCUAUCUUAGAUGCACAUUUAGCACAAGAUCCAAAUGCUAAAGUUGCCUGUGAAACUGUCAGCAAAACAGGCAUGGUUUUGGUCUGUGGUGAAAUCACCUCACGUGCCAUUGUGGACUAUCAAAAGGUUAUCCGUAACACAGUUCAACAAAUUGGAUAUGAUGAUUCGUCUAAAGGAUUUGACUACAAAACAUGUAAUGUUUUGGUUGCAUUAGAACAACAGUCACCCAACAUUGCCAGUGGUGUUCAUGUUGACCGGGAUGAUGAUAAUGUUGGAGCAGGUGAUCAAGGAUUGAUGUUUGGCUACGCCACUGAUGAGACUGAAGAAUGCAUGCCAUUAACGGUUGUUCUCGCUCAUAAAUUGAAUGAAAGACUUGCCGAAUUGCGCCGUGAUGGCACUCUCUGGUGGGCUUGCCCUGAUACUAAAUCUCAAGUAACUUGUGAGUACUAUUUCGACAACGGAGCUUGUGUUCCACUACGCGUACACACCGUAGUAAUUUCUACACAACACUUGGCAAAAGCCUCCUUGGAAGAGGUUCGGCGAGACGUGAUGGAACACGUCAUCAAGGCUGUUAUUCCCGCUAAAUACAUGGACUCGAACACCAUUUUCCAUAUCAACCCCUGUGGAUUGUUUAUUUACGGUGGACCAAUGGGUGACGCUGGACUUACUGGUCGCAAAAUUAUCGUUGACACAUAUGGUGGCUGGGGAGCGCACGGAGGAGGUGCUUUCAGUGGUAAAGAUUAUACUAAAGUGGAUCGUUCUGCUGCAUAUGCUGCCCGAUGGGUUGCGAAAUCUUUAGUCAAGGGUGGCAUAUGCCGCCGCUGCCUUGUCCAGGUGUCUUAUGCCAUUGGUUUAGCGGAGCCCCUCUCAAUCACAAUUUUCGACUAUGGUACAUCCAAGUACAACCAAAGCCAGUUGCUGGCCAUCGUCAAGAAGAACUUCGACCUAAGGCCAGGUGCUAUCGCUAAGAACCUCAACCUGAAGAACCCGAUUUACCAAAAAACUAGUACAUAUGGCCAUUUUGGGCGAGAAAUAUUUACCUGGGAGCAACCUAAAACUCUGAUAUUGUAAGACUACGCCGACCAUUUUUUUUUCUUUUUUUUUUUUUUCUUUUGCCAUACGUCUCUGUUAAGUCAUUAGAAGAUCUUAUCCUUUCUCAGACCUGCUAUUCUGUUAUGGUUCUACAGUGUCUCAGUGUGGGGGUUUCUUGUUGGUAGCAGUAGUUGAGAUCGAGACAAGUCUCUUUUCUUAAAAGCUUUUCACGUCAUCUCAAUAACUAGAGGUGGCGAAGAUAUAGCCAUGUAAUGAAGUACGUCUACUCUGCUGCCGACUGAACGAACUCGCUGCGAAUGUUCGCCGUUUCAUUUACCAUUAUUAAUACCCUUUUUUUCAUAAACCACUGUUGCUGACGGCGUACGUUUGUGUUGUGUUUCCAAAAAUUCGUCCAUGGAAAAGAGCACUUUUUGGAAACACUCCGAUACUGUAGAAUUGCACUCGCUUCUUCACACACUACUUCUAAAAGUUCUUAUAAUGUGUCUUCUGUCCAACAUCUCUUGUUUGUUUGACGGGCGGGGCCAUUUGACAUACCCAACUUUUUCGUCUUUGAAUUUCUUUCCCAAUUUUUUUUUUUCAUACAAAAAAAAAUCUAGAUUUUGUAGACUUUGUUUUUUCUCAAUCAGGGAAUGAUUUCAUUUUUGCCACUCCUUUACACGAAUGGAACAAUGACCCUUCGUUUUGUCUUUUAAUAGUGCGGUUUGACUGUAUCUAAUGCCGCGCCUAUUACGCAUAUUUUUCAAGGUGUGGGCAGGUAAGAAACGAAGAUCAAUAAACAAUGGUCGUAAAAAGAAAGAA
This is a messenger RNA of Daphnia carinata, 2164 nucleotides long. RefSeq names its product S-adenosylmethionine synthase-like (gene Sam-S). Gene Ontology annotation, cellular component: cytosol. The transcript is spliced from 8 exons. Gene Ontology annotation, molecular function: methionine adenosyltransferase activity; ATP binding. The coding region runs from base 188 to 1384 and encodes 398 amino acids. The record is from RefSeq and is a predicted model, not a curated record. NCBI's taxonomy places the organism in Eukaryota, Metazoa, Arthropoda, Branchiopoda, Diplostraca, Daphniidae. Gene Ontology annotation, biological process: S-adenosylmethionine biosynthetic process.